This is a messenger RNA of Laccaria bicolor S238N-H82, 780 nucleotides long. RefSeq lists its product as uncharacterized. Gene Ontology annotation, cellular component: cytoplasm. Bases 1 to 780 code for a protein of 259 amino acids. NCBI's taxonomy places the organism in Eukaryota, Fungi, Basidiomycota, Agaricomycetes, Agaricales, Hydnangiaceae. Gene Ontology annotation, molecular function: zinc ion binding. The transcript is spliced from 4 exons. The record is from RefSeq and is a predicted model, not a curated record.
AUGGACCUCCUUCAAAUCGGCGCUCACUGCUCACUGCCCUCAUGCAACGACCUCGACUUUCUUCCCAUCGUCUGCAAUUGUAACAAACAUUUCUGUAGGUUCCACAGCGCCCCAGACCGUCAUUCAUGUCCUCUCAUCGUCCCCAACGACUUGAAGCCACCCCUCAGCACUGAUCGGCUCCAACGAUGUAUCGUCGAAUCUUGCAAUAAGCCUAGUCUCUCCCAAACAUGUCUCCAGUGUCUCCAGGCCUUCUGCCCAGACCAUCGUUAUCCAGAUUCACAUACUUGUUCGCCUCAUGUGCAACCCGUCAUCGAGCCACUUAGAAGCGAAAACGCAAGGGCUAUUUUUGCGAAGCAUUUCCCCCAGCCAUCGGGGACAAGUAAACGACAGACUCUUCGCACAAAAAUCUCCACAAACCCUGCCAAGCUUGCUCAACUUCACAAAGUCGAGUUGAUCAAGUUGCGCCGUCGCGCUCUGCCCGGUGAUCCUAGAGACAAGUCCGUUUCCGUUCCUUCCGACCAGCGUUUACACAUCAAGGUCGCUCACACUGACAAGGUGUUUUGGUUUCGCAAGACUUUGAUUGCUGGUAAAGUCCUGGAUCUCAUUGCAACCCAACUUCAUUUCUCAUUCUCUGAUUCCACUCCAAUCGACUUGUGCAAAUUGGUAGAUGACGAGCAGGGGCAUGUCGUUUUGCGCAAGGAUCAACUGUUGGCCGAGCAGGUAGAAGACCCAUGCACUCUCUUGAUUCGCCCGGGAUGUGCGCAUACGAAUAUGUCAUGA